Trichosurus vulpecula (common brushtail) is the source of this 7629-nucleotide messenger RNA. RefSeq names its product polycystic kidney disease and receptor for egg jelly-related protein-like. Gene Ontology annotation, biological process: detection of mechanical stimulus. The record is from RefSeq and is a predicted model, not a curated record. Gene Ontology annotation, molecular function: protein binding; calcium ion binding; calcium channel activity. The coding region runs from base 1 to 7629 and encodes 2542 amino acids. Gene Ontology annotation, cellular component: membrane. The transcript has a single exon. Lineage: Eukaryota; Metazoa; Chordata; Mammalia; Diprotodontia; Phalangeridae.
AUGUUUCGCGUCGGAGCGCUGGCUCCCUUCUUGCAGCUGCUGCUGCUACUGCCACCGCCCCCGCUUCCCAGGCGCUACUCCAGCGCCGCCCCCGCUCCUUCACCUCCAGCCCGGCCAGCGCCCAGGCAGAGUCUCCACCCAUGCCUGCAAGCUCUCCUUUUUCCCUCUCGCGGGCCUCACCAGAGCUCCAAUUUAACACUGACCCCUCACCGAGAAUCCUAUUUGGGGUUCCCUUUAGGCCCGGCCCCAGAGCCUGACCGUAGCCCUGAUCCUGUGGCCUCCUCAGGUCGGGGCUCCAAAUGGGACCUGGCUCUAGGCCUUCAGUUAGCCCCUAUGCCCAGGCUAGGCUCAGGUUGCAAGGGUGCCCUAUUCCCUUACCAGGUUCCCCAAUUAAAACCCAAAUCAGGUUCCAGCUCCAUUCCUGGGAGGCCUGCCGAGGCUGCCUUGCUUCACAUCCUUAGUGCAAGCUCCCCUCCCCUGUCCCAGAGGCUCUCUGGAGCCCUCCACCUCUCCUGGCGUCUCCAGUCCAUAGGAUCCAGGCUAACCUUUAGGCUGUAUCAGCCCCGGGAAUGUGGCCUCUGCCAGGUCUGGAAAGUGACCUGCAAUGCUUAUCUUGAGGCUCGUGGCAUUUCCUGCAUCCCUGGCAAUACUCGUGGCCGAGGGACCCCCAGCUGGACACUGGCCCACCUUGUCUUGCCAGGCCGGGGCUGGGACUGGAGGGCCUGCCGGGUCAUUGGUCAGUCCAUGGAGGGAGACCUCCACCUAGUCAAUAGCACCCUGGGCAUCCGAGUGAGGGGCAGCGCUCUGAGCCUGAAUCUCCGACAGGCCCAGACAGGCUCCUAUGGCCCUGGCAUCUAUUACUCCAGGGCACCCCCAGGCAGGGGUAGUGCCCAGAAGGCCCAGAGCCAUCUCUUUUUCUAUCAGCAGCAGGGCCUGUCCUGGCUGUUUGCCUUGGAUUUUCUUGGGAGUCGCUGUGACCGCCUGAGUGUGCACCUCUAUCUCAGCCCCAAAGGGGCAGCCUUCUUUGGGACCAGGCCCAACAAAGACCUGGAAGUCCACUUCUUCAACAUCACCCCCUUGGGGCCCCGUGGACUCAUCUACCUCGUGUGGUUCAUCCCUUUACAGCAUCCUCUCCUGCACCUCCAGUGGACUUUUCACCUCCAGUUUCCUGGGGCCAGCCUCAGGCACAACCGGACAUACACUUAUCAGGACCGGCUCCCCAGCGCCUCCCGCUUCAUUCCUCGUUCUGUCUUGCCGUUUCACCCUGAUGCCUAUGCAGGCUUCGCAGAGAAAGCACACUGCCCCACCAGCAGUCUGGAGCCAGCCGUCUUAGAAGCCUCCCUGGACACGUAUGGUUCCAAAGUGCUGAAGUCACCAGUGGCCUGUGUCCAGAACCCCUGUUUCAUCCACGAGGUGAGAAUCAAGGAAGGUCCCAGUUUAACAAUGAGUGGGAGGUAUCCCCUUACCCUAAAUACUGCCGUGAAGGUCAACUGUAGCAUCCCCCACAACGUGACUCGAGACUGGAAUUUCUACCCCAUUCUUAAUGUAAACACCACUCCAGACUGGAACAGGCCCUUGAGGACCUGGUGGAUUAGGCAAAUGAAGCGCUUUUCCUUCUUCCAAAUUCCUGAGCGAGUCUUGCCCCAGGGACUGUAUCUCGUGAAUUUCUCCGUGACAGUCACCACUGCAGAGAAGGAGAUGAAAGCCUCGGAUUUUCUCUUUCUUUCCAUUUCUAAAAGCCAGCUGGUAGCCGUCAUUGGGGGAGGCUACAACCGGAGGGUGGCUUUCAAUGAGAGCUGGACUUUGGAUGGGUCAGCUUCCUCAGACCCUGAUUCCCAUGACCUUUCCCAGGGUCUGGACUACAGGUGGUACUGCACCACCAACAGGUCCCACUUUGAGUCUGUGAUUGUGCCCGACUCCACCAGAGACACCUGCCUUCCCUGGCUGCCAGACUUGAGGUGGAUUCAGGAAUCUGGCCCUGUGCAUACCGUCUUACCAGGAACACUCAGAGGCAACCAGGUGUAUUAUUUCCGCCUGGUGGUUCAGAAGGAUGACAGGAAAUCAUUUAAUGAUCAAAGGAUCACUGUGACUGCUGGCCCCCCACCUGCCAUGAGCUUUUCAUGCAUUGAAAAUUGUGAAAAUAACUUAAUUAUAACAGAUCGAUUUUCCUUGUCUGGAAAGUGCACAGACUGCGGGUCAGCUCCUGUCGACUAUCUCUGGUCACUCUUGUCCAUCUUAGGACACGAGAUCCCAUUUGAUUGGGCCCAUAAGACCAGCACUGGGAGAGCCAACCCUUACUUGUCAAUCAAAGCUUCUGCUUUUAAGGGUUUUCGAGACCAGUUCUGCUUCAUUUCUCUAAGGGUGUCAAACUGGGGUGGAGGGUUCUCAGUUUCUAACCAUUCCUUUUAUAUUAAUUCUCCUCCCCAUGUUGGUCAGUGCAGCAUUCACCCUGACAAAGGCACAGCCCUAGUGACCAAAUUUGUCGUCCAGUGUAGCGACUUUAGAGACUAUAAUUUACCUCUCAGUUUUAAAAUCAUAGCUUCAAAUUUCUGGGAUGUGGACGACAUCAGUUCUUUAGAUCACAAUACUCUGGGGGCUGUGAUGUACCUUGGGGCUCAGCCUGUGACUCCUCCUUCUUUUCUUCCUAUUGGGAUGCCAGCUAAUAACUACUUGGUGAUCAUAUAUGCUCAGGUCUAUGAUUCUCUGGGCACCUUCUCCCAAGUGACUCUGUAUGCCACUGUGAAUUCUCCCCUGGACAGAGACUCACCCAAUACUGUCUUGGGUCACCUGUUCAGCCUCACUCAGAACUCAUCUGGUGCAAUGCUGACCACUCUGUUUCAACAGGGGGACUUUGUCCAAGCAGGCUAUCUUGCCUUUCUGGUGGCUUCUGUUUUAAAGGAUGUGAAGCCUCUGCCCGAGUUACAAACAAACCGCUCUGAGUUACAAGAACGCCUCAUCAACUUUUGCAACCGCCUGCCCACCAACACCCUGGUGGAAAUUAAUCAAGUGACGGUGACCAUUCUGGAACUCACCCAGGAAGGUUCUGGCUUGACUGCAGGUGUCCAGAAAGCAGCCACCAGCAGGCUAAUGGAAAUGAACCUGGCACUGCAGAGUUACAGGCAAAGGGAAAAAAAAUUCCAUUCUGAACAAAUAGAAAUUGUGAGUACUGGCAUCUCAACCAGUUUGUCUAAUAUCUUCAAGACCGGUACUCACAAGGAUACAGUUACUGAGACUCUCUAUGUCACAGAACUGCUGGCAGAUACAGUUUCAUCCAUUAAAGUACCUGGGGAGGUGGAGACAGUUAUAUCAACCCCAAACUUCAAAAUGCAUGUCAACAAAGAUGAAAAGCAAAAUGUCACUGAGGCUUUCUUGGCCAAGAAAGACUGCCAAAAUUGUUUUUACCCAACGCUGAGAAAAAGUAACGUCACUGACGUGGCACUGAGAGAAGGUCCCAUUUCCACUGCGUUCUAUGAGUUUAAGGGUGAUCCCUUCCCUUGGCUGAGCCAAGAAGAAAGCCCUUCUGUAGAUGUGGUCGGGUUCCGGAUGAGGGAGACCAAAGAGAAUGGGGACGUCUUUGAGGUCGAACCAGAGGUAGUGGAAGCAUUUAUCCUUAGAAAAAACCUGAAGGAAGCUGUCUUUAAUCUCACUGUGGGACCAGAUAAAGACCUCCUCAAAAUGACUACAGGAGUCUUUAAUUUUGUGGUGAAUGGAGGCUACAAGGAGGUAUUCAUCCACAUCAUCACGGAAGUGAAAGUCCUGUUCAAGGUUUUGAUCUACGUGGGCAACAAUAUCACCCAUACGCUCCCCAUCGCCUCUUUCUUAGCGCCCCCUGACAUGUCGCCGGUGGCCAAUGAGAGCGCUCUGUUUGAUUCCGCCUGCAAAGUCAAGGUCCCUUACCUCAUCUGCCUCAGUGAGUCUCUGCUGCAGGCCACCGCCCGAGGCAGCGUCUCUGCCAAGUGGCACAUCUCCGUGGUCUUGCAAUCCCCCUAUAUCGUCAUGAAGCCCAAUGACAAACUAGUGAGGAUUUCCAUUUUCACGGCACAGUGUCUGAACAUGGAUGGCGUUCAACAAGAGUGGGGAAAGGAGGACUGCGCAGUGGGGGACGGGAGCAGCUGGUGGCGCGUGCACUGCAUCUGUCACCUCAAGCCCGAGCCCAUCAAGGAGACCAAGCCUAGCGAGCCCUGGCUCCACGGUUCCAGGAUCAAAUACCUGACUGCCCGCAUGGUGGUGAUCCCCAACAGCAUUGACCUGCGCAUGGACAUUAUCCGGACCCUCCCCCAAAACCCGGUGAGCCUCUUCACCGUGAUCUUCAUCAUUUUCACCUACUUGGUCCUGGCUUUCUGGGCGAUGCACAAAGAUGAAACGGACAAGUUUCUCCGCGAACACGUGAUCGUCCUGCCUGACAACGACCCUUACGAUCACAUUUGCUACCUGGUCACCUUCUACACGGGGAGCCGCCUGGGCGCCGGCACUCGGGCCGACGUCUUUCUCCAGCUCCUGGGGACAGAGGCGAACAGCGACGUGCACUGCCUGAGUCAUCCCGACUUCACCACCUUCUACAGGGGCAGCACCGACACCUUCCUCCUGACCACCCGAAGUGACCUGGGGAGCAUCCGGGCCAUCCGGGUGUGGCACAACAACGAAGGCAGCCGUCCCAGCUGGUACCUGAGCAGAGUCAAGGUGGAAAACAUCUUCAACCGGCACAUCUGGCUCUUCCUCUGCCGCUCGUGGCUGUCGGUGGAUGCGCUGGAGCAGGCCUUCGAGGUGGCGGACAAGACGCAGCCCCUCAGCAGGAAGGACUACUUCCUCAUCCACGCCUCGGACCUGCUCGGCACCAGCCACCUCUGGCUGUCCGUCUUCGCUAGCGUGGUCACUGGGCCCUUCAACCGGCUGCAGCGGCUGUCCUGCUGUCUGACUAUACUACUGAGCACGCUGCUCUGCAACAUCAUGUUUUUCAACAGGGACGAGGAGGGAGAGGUCAUGCCUGUGGAGCUGAAGCACCUGCGGGGGCUGAUGAGAGGCAUCGAGAGCGCCCUGGUCUGCGAGCCGCUGCGGAUGGCGUUAAGUGCUCUCUUUACCUACUCCCAGAAGGAAGUCGCUGCGGUGCCUACCGCCCACGUGGCUCCUCGCCUUCACCCCCUCAUGAAGUCGGACUUCCGAAACUGGAAGGAGCGCCUGGAGAUGUGGUACUACCGUGAGACGGCCCUCCCGCAGACUCGGGGCCAGGGCGCCCCCACAAAAAAGCAGGCCCCGGGGAACAACUUGAUGCUUCCUGAGGCAGCAGCCAAUGCCAUCACAGAAACAAAGGGGAAGCCCCCCAACUCUGGCCUCCAGCCCACCGCAGCAGUUUCCGCAGAACAGAAAGCUGCCACCCCAAAGCCUGCUACUCCAGCGAGGGAGGCCACCGACAGAAAAGAUCAGACCUUCAGAGAGGCAGGGGGUGGAUCCUUGAGUUCAUCACCCUCCGAUGUAGGAGAACAGGGGUCAGAUAAAGACCGAAAAGUCGAGGGUCCAUCAAGCGAACCACCACGAGACAGGCACAAGCAAGUGAUGCUCUUUGAAGCCAGGCCUCACUUUGUCCUCCACCGGUGGUGCCUCUACGUGGCCUGGCUCCUGGUCAUUGGCAACGCAGGCGUGUCCUCCUUUUUCAUCAUCAUGUACGGACUGACAUACGGAUACCAGAAAUCCAUGCAAUGGCUGCUUGCCUCUGUGUACUCCCUGUGCCAGUCCAUAUUUGUGAUCCAGGUGGCCAAGAUCCUGCUCACAUCGGGCAUCAAGGCGAGCAGAGCCAAGUACUGUAAGAACAUCUCCUGGACAACGAGGUACCAUUACAUCGAGAUCCGACUGCAGGGUGUCAACUUGGAUGCUGAUGAAACAAGAGAACUGCACCAUGAGAUCGUCCGGGUCCGUGGCACAAGAAUGUACCAACCCUUGGUGGAAGACGAAAUCAGAAUAUUCCGAAGGAGGACGAGGAUUAAAAAGAGGGCCAUCGUGUUUCUGAGGAACAUUGUCAUCCACUUCGUCUUUCUCGCUCUCUUGUUGUGCAUCACCUCCCUUGCUAGGCACUCCCACAGCUUCCACCAUAACCAGGCUGUCAGGAGUCAGUUCUCCACUAACCUCGAAAAGGUCAGAGAACUGAAUGACACCUUCAAGUGGCUCACCACUGUGUUGCUGCCCUUGGUUCACAACAGGCAGCAUCCAACUUUUCUCUCUAACAGCUGGUCCAGGAUUCUUGGCUUGCCGAGGAUGCGACAAGUGAGGUCCAAGUCUAUCAGAAAGUCCUGCUUCCUCUCCGGUACUGCGGCCAAUAGGUUAAUGAAAAAGGGCAUCCGUUGUCAACACCAAUACAGCUGGCUCAUGGAGGAUCGGAAAAACUAUGGCAGAUUUUGGACCACCCCCGCUGACUCUUCUGUGGAUUCGAGGCUGGUCAGCUUUACCUACGAGCCAAAGCUCAACAAAUGGGCCUAUUAUUCCUAUGGCCUGUCUCACACCUAUGGAAUCGGGGGGUACCCGUUUUAUUUCUUCCCUAAUCAGCAGCAGUACAAUUCCACGAUAAGGCUGCAGGAACUUCAGGAGAGCCGGUGGCUCGAUGAAAGAACGUGGGCUGUGAUCCUGGAGCUGGCCACCUUUAAUUCGGAUGCCAGCUUAUUUUGUACCAUCUCUGUUGUAUUUGAAGUCUCCCCAUUGGGAGUCAUCAACCCCAGUUUGGCCAUCCACUCGUUCAGUCUGCCACUCUUCCAUGGGCGGAGUCAGCUUGAGCUGUAUCUGUACGGAGCUGCCACAGUGUUUCUGGUGGUGUACCUGGUCGAGGAAGUCAUCAUCAUCCACAAGGAAAAGAAGAACUAUGUCAGGAAUGGAUUCAAUGUCAUUAGCUUCGGCAUCAAGUCGAUGUUUCUCUUCCUAGUUUUGCUUCUCUACAUCCAAUUCAGGAUGGCCAAGAAAAUCCUUGCCUUUUACCUCAAGAACCCAGACAAUUUCAUCCCAUUUCAUGCCAUUUCUCACGUGGAUCAGGUCCUUCGCAUCGCUCUGGGCUUCCUAGUCUUCCUGACCAUUCUGAAGACGCUGAUGUAUUCUAGAUUCUUCUACGACGUGCGGCUGGCCCAGAGAGCCAUCCUGGCAGCCUUGCCAGGCAUCUUCCACAUGGCCUUCCUGGUAGGUGUGUACAUCUUUGUGUACGUUGUCUUUGGCUACCUUGUGUUUGGCCAGCAUCAGUGGCAUUAUAGCAGCAUCAUUCACUCUACCCAGACCAUCUUCUCCUACUGCGUUUCAGCCUUCGAAGACACAGCAUUUUUAAACAAGGAGGUCCUGGGGGGCCUGUUCCUGUCCUCAUUUAUGCUGGUGAUGAUUUGUGUCUUAAUCAACCUCUUUCAGGCUGUGAUUCUCUCUGCCUAUGAGGAGAUGAAGCAGCUCGUGUACGAGGAGCCAGCAGCAGAAGUGGAGGCAGCAACCUACCUCUUUCACAAAGUGAGGAAUCUCUUCCGCUUCCUCACAUGCCGGGCACCUGCCCAGGAGGAGCCUGCCUACUUCACUGACAUCCUCUAUGGCCAUCCAGAGAAUAAAAGCUACCAGUACUUGGGGCUUAAAACCAGAAACAUCAAUGGGAAGAGGAUGACUUAUGUGGUAGUGUAA